This is a messenger RNA of Durusdinium trenchii, 1617 nucleotides long. The record is from the annotation of a GenBank genome assembly. NCBI's taxonomy places the organism in Eukaryota, Dinophyceae, Suessiales, Symbiodiniaceae.
AUGCUUGUGGGGUGGAAGCCGGGGCAACCUGUGCCAACAGGCGUGGAUCCUUUCAAGCCAUCAGUGACUGUGGAAGAGCUCUAUGGCAGCAUGUCUGGUGCGCAAUUGCUUGACAGCAUCCUUGAGUUCUUUGGGGAUGGUGUGCGCCAAGCAUUGGUUCGCUGGGCAAAUGAGGAAGAAAAACUACCAGUUCAUCUUGGAGCAUACAAUCACCGCGCUGAGGCGUUCUACCGCCUGGACAACAGUGAUGGUGGCAAUCCAAACCAUCCGAACGUUUGCUCAGCCAAGGAGCGAGGCUUGAAGCAGGUGCAAACUUUGAAGUACAACACACCUGACUCCAUAUUUUCCAAAGUGAUCCACAUACUCAACCAAUUCCAUGGAGGGAGCGGCAGUUCCUUCCUAGAUUACUUUGGGGAGUCGUUGGCGCUCCAAGCUGCAUGGAAAGCAGAAGCAUGCGAAAUGUGCGUAACUACAAGCAACCCCAAGUACGCAUCCCUGUAUGAGACCUUUGUGCUGACCCGUGCGGCCUCUUCCAACCACCAUGGCUAUUUCCGGAAUUGGGAAAGCUACAAGAACACAUUGCCUGGGCCUGAGUUUGUCUCCGGGAAAGUCACAACAUUGAACUCAGGGCGAGAGCGGACCCUUUCCUGGGUGUUUGAGAAGCCAGGGCAAGACUCAAGUACGCUUAUGAACUUGGUGAAUUUGCCGAUGAAGAACGCUGUGGCAACCAAGAAGAUGAUGAAGCAACAAGCCUCCGCAGCAAAGGACUCCAAGAAGCAGGUUGAUGAGUUGAAGAGGAAGGUCGAGUCCGUCUUCAUCCAGCCUGGUGUUUGUGAUGCUGAUGCCUCAAAAGGGGACGCAGGCCAUGGCUUGAGUGGCGACAAUGGUGACAAGAAACGGAAGUCCCAGUCUGAAUGCCAUGAGCCUAAUGAUGGUAGUGGAGGGGCAAACAACAUCGAAACCGAGGAUUGCCAGGAUGGGCUUGAUUCCACUGCUCAGCCGGGCAAAAAGACCAAGUUGGCCCACAAGAAGAGCAGCUUUUCAGGGUAUAGCAAGACAGAGAAAGAAGUUUACUCCUUCGUGGUUAAGGGUGACGAAGAGGGUGAUACUCGUCAUUGCACUGCCUUGGAUGAGGUUCUGCAAGCUUUGAAGUUUGCUUCACACUACUUGGACCAUUUGGAAGCUACCAAGAACGGCAAAUCCCUUGAGACGGGCUGUGAUUCCAGUGAUUCCGGGGCAAUUCCAUCAAUGCUGACAGCAUCUUGGGAAAGCCUCACUUGCAAAGAAAGAUCUUGCUCGUUCAGCUUUUGCAUUGGAUUUUUUCUGGAGUUCCUCUUUCAGGGAAAAGUCUGUGUAAAUGGGAAAGAUUGUCGUGCAUACAGCAACCUUCGCGUGGAACUCCAGAACAUACUCAUCAAAUGCAACGAGAACUUUUCCGUGGAAGUCACAGAGAUGUUGACAGACCCCAAGGGCAAGAGACAAUCAUCAACGUCAACGCGUACGCAUACAGCUCUGGAGCUUGCAGAACUCUUAACUUCUACGUACAUGAGUCACGCUGCAACUCAUGUUGAUUUUGGCGGAGAUGAUGAGGAGGUUGAUGAGGAGGACAUGGGCUGA